CACCUCCCACUACCUCACUAACUAACAUGCGCACACUUGUAGCUAAAAUGAGCAUGGUGCGUGAUUACCCCGCUUCUUACUUGCCUGACUUCUUCUUCUUCACUCUUUAAAAAAGGAACCGUCUUUUCACUACCUCUCUCUCCUUUACUCUCUUCUCUGUUGUUUAAUUUUUCCGGCGAGUUUCUCGGCUGAGGUUGUAAGUUUCUUUUGUCUUUUCUGAGUGAUGCUGAGUUCAGUUAUUGACAAGAACCAAAUGUCUUCCGACAUAAGCUAAACUCUCUUCUUACAAUCUCUGUCUCUCUCUCUCUCUGUCUAUCUGCUUUCUUUUCCACAUAAAGUCGUCUUCUUUUAGCUUUUGAAUUUCAUAUGGCAGCUCAAUACAACGGAUCUAGAAGCUACUUCAAGUCCUGAUUAUCUGAGCUAGGGUUGUUUUAAAUUAGUUUCCUUUCUGGGAUUGUUCGUGGUCCUGUUAAAGUGUUUUGUUUGGGAAAGGGAUGGGUAGAAGGCAAAUAUCACAGGAUGAAGUAGGUCCACCGAUAAACCCAAGAGCUGGAUUGCGAAGGGAACAAGCUGGUAGAGGUUCUUACAGAGGAAGUUAGUUACUUUGUUUCUCAUCGUUGGUCGGAAAAAAAAAGGUUUCUUUUUUGGGGACAAAAAAGUGUAGACAAGGGUUUUUUUUUUUUGUUGUUGUUGUUUUUGUCGAACUUACAAAAGAAUCAAAGGGGAAAGGGUUUGUGUGUUUUUUUUUUUUUUUCAUUUCCGGAGAGUUCUCAUCUCUGUCCUCUCUUGGUUUCUUGAGUCGGCCAAUUUAGAGAAUGGGUGCUACCUCUCAAGAGAUAUUGAGGAGCCUUUGCUUUAACACGGAGUGGAGAUAUGCUGUGUUCUGGAAACUUAAUCAUCGUUCUCGAAUGGUACUUACCUUGGAGGAUGCUUACUAUGACAUUCAUGGGCACAAUAACUCACAGGAUGUUCAGGGUUGCAGCGUUAUACCAAAAGACAUGCAUGGAGCACAUGACCCCCUGGGUUUAGCUGUGGCGAAGAUGGCUUAUCAUGUCUAUUCUCUAGGGGAAGGGAUUGUAGGACAAGUUGCGGUUUCUGGAGGACAUCAAUGGGUAUUCCCUGAAUAUAAUGGCAACUGCCACUCAGCAUCUGAGUUUCAUAACGUUUGGGAGAGUCAAUUAUCUGCUGGAGUUAAGACCAUUCUUGUAGUAGCUGUUGGUCCCUGUGGUGUUAUUCAGCUAGGCUCUUUGCGUAAAGUGGAUGAAGAUGUGACAUUGGUGAGUCAUAUCCGACAUAUGUUUUUGGCACUGAAGGAUCCACUGGCAGAUCAUGCAGCAAAUUUAGUGCAAUGUAAUAUGAACAAUUCGUUGUGUCCGCCAAAAAUACCAUCUGAAUGUUUACAUGUUGAGGCUUUACCUAAUUGCUCUGGAGAAGUUGGCAAAGCUAUGGAUGUGGAAGAGUCAAAUAUUCCAACUCAAUAUAAACUUAGAAGAAGUGAUAGCAUGCCUUAUAAUACUCCUUCAUGUCUCAUGGAGAAGGCAGCCCAAAUUGUGCAAGGAUCUUCUUGUGGGAGCUAUAGCAGUGUUACGUUUGGCUUUCCAAUUGAUUUGGUUGAUGCCAAACAUGAGAAUCAAGUAGGUACUAAUAUAGUCAGUGAUGCACCUCAUGUGGGGAUGACUAGUAGAUGCAAAGAUUCUCAUCUACAUCAGUAUGUGAAGAAUGAUGUGCUCAAUAAUACGGCAACUGAGGCUGAAAGAUUGAUAUCAGGCCAAUCAUAUCCAGACCUGGACUCAACUCUUUAUGAUUCAUCAAGAACAGGUAAAGAAAGUUCUUUCCAAAAUGAAGUGUUCCAACUAUCUGAGAACCAGGGAAAUAGAUACAUAGAAGAGGGUGAGCGUUUGCUAGAGGGGAAAUGCGAGUCAUCAAGUCGACUGGAUGCUUUGCUAUCAUCUGGGUAUCCAUUUGCUGGCAGCGAGCUGCUGGAAGCAUUAGGCGCUGGUUUCAAGCGAACGAGCAGGGGUCAUGAGGAUCUAGUGAAGUCAGAAAAUGGUUCAACAACAAGACCAACAGAUGGUAUGAGUCAUAGCCAGCUUACAUUUGACCCUGGCCCUGAGAAUCUUCUAGAUGCUGUGGUUGCUAAUGUGUGUCAUAGCGAUGGCAAUGCAAGGGAUGAUAUCUUAUCUAGCAGAUCGGUACAGUCAUUGCUUACCAGCAUGGCAGAGCCUUCAGGUCAAAAGAUGCACAGUAUUGUUAACCCCAUUGGUAGUUCUAUGAAUCAGCUGCUACUAGCAGAGGUGGAUACUCAACAGAAUCCGUCAGAUAUCUGUGGAGCAUUUUCUUCCAUUGGGUUUUCAUCCACGUGUCCCAGCUCAUCUAGUGAUCAGUUUCAAACAUCCCUGGAGAUGCCAAAGAAGAACAAAAAGAGGGCUAAGCCUGGUGAAAGUUCUAGGCCUCGACCAAGAGACAGGCAACUCAUUCAGGAUCGAAUCAAGGAACUUAGAGAACUUGUGCCUAAUGGAUCUAAGUGCAGUAUUGAUUCUUUGCUAGAACGCACGAUCAAGCACAUGCUCUUUUUGCAGAAUGUUACUAAGCAUGCUGACAAGCUGAGUAAAAGUGCUACUACAAAGAUGCAACAAAAGGAAGCUGGCACACAAGGUUCAACCUGCGCAGUGGAAGUUGGAGGCCAUCUUCAAGUGUGCUCGAUUAUCGUUGAGAAUCUAAACAAGCAGGGGAUGGUGCUUAUCGAGAUGUUAUGUGAAGAAUGUAGCCAUUUUCUUGAGAUAGCAAAUGUGAUCAGGAGCUUGGACCUCAUCAUUCUAAGAGGCGUCACAGAGGCCCAGGGGGACAAAACAUGGAUAUGCUUUGUAGUUGAGAGCCAAAACAACAAAGUAAUGCAGAGGAUGGACAUUUUAUGGUCUCUGGUGCAAAUCUUUCAGCCAAAAGCCAAUGGCAAGAGCUAG
Molecule: messenger RNA, 2960 nt
Organism: Eruca vesicaria subsp. sativa (arugula)
Lineage: Eukaryota; Viridiplantae; Streptophyta; Magnoliopsida; Brassicales; Brassicaceae
Source: the annotation of a GenBank genome assembly